CGGAAGAACAUUGUCGUCAUUUUUAAAGGGCGAUUUGUUAAACGCGAAAGCCGGCCGUGUGGUGAGGUAGAAAAACGCUGUUAUUUCAGUUUUUGACAUAAUUCUCUGCUGUUUUCACGUUGAAAUUGUAACAGCAAUGCAGCUAUGACAGCCUCGUCAGAAGAUAUAGCAGGAUUGCCUCCAGAAGUAAUUUGGGAAUAUCAGUUUCGGUUGAUUUUAGUCGGGGAUUCCACUGUGGGGAAGAGUUCGUUACUGCGCCGUUUCUGCGAUGGGAAGUUUGUGGAGGUCUCCGACCCCACGGUGGGAGUGGACUUCUACGCGAGGCUGAUUGAGGUGAAUGUAAACCCGAAGACCAGAGUCAAGCUGCAGCUGUGGGAUACAGCUGGACAAGAAAGAUUCAGAUCAAUAACUACAUCCUAUUACAGGAACUCGGUAGGUGUGAUGCUUGUCUAUGACAUUUCAAACAGACAAAGUUUUGAGAAUCUGCAGGAGUGGCUGCUGGAAGCUCAGGAGAACGUUAUCUACCCCCACAAUACAACAUACAUGGUGGUGGGUCACAAAACGGACUUGGGAGAGGAUAUGAGAGAGGUACAUAGAGAAGAAGGCGAACGCUUUGCUUUCGCCAACGGGAUGAAAUUUAUAGAAACCUCAGCCAAGGCUUGCACUAACGUCGAAGCAGCUUUCUCGGUCAUGGCAAAAGAGAUCUAUUCCAAAUUGGAAGCAGGUGACCUGUGCAUCAGGGAGGGAUGGGACGGCAUCAAGGGUGGAUUCGCAAUGCCGCGGGAAACGUUGCGGCUAGAAGAACCUACGGAAAAACCCAGGAUAUGCUGCUAAGAAUAUGUUUAUGUUUUAUGUCAUUUACGAGAAAAUCAAUAAUUUGUUUUAAAAUUAUACUUGUGUGCAUACAAUCAUUCAUUGUAGUACCAACAUGAGCAAUCAGUGUUAACCAUUUGUAGCAAAAUUCUCAAAUUGCAUUCUUUAUUGUAAUGUUUAAUAGUAGAUUCAGAAUAAUAUUUAAUGAACAAUGGAGUGAAUUGAUAAGGCUCUAUAUACGCUGGCAUUAAAUACAUGUAUAUUCCCUCCC
Molecule: messenger RNA, 1084 nt
Organism: Lytechinus variegatus (green sea urchin)
Lineage: Eukaryota; Metazoa; Echinodermata; Echinoidea; Temnopleuroida; Toxopneustidae
Product: ras-related protein Rab-39B-like
Exons: 2
Coding region: 145-834 (229 amino acids)
Cellular component (GO): Golgi membrane
Molecular function (GO): GTP binding; GTPase activity
Source: RefSeq, a predicted model, not a curated record